Molecule: messenger RNA, 2004 nt
Organism: Symbiodinium sp. CCMP2592
Lineage: Eukaryota; Dinophyceae; Suessiales; Symbiodiniaceae
Source: the annotation of a GenBank genome assembly
AUGACCGCGCCCAACGGCCCAUCGCAGCAAGCAUGCAUUGCAGGAUCCAUGCGCGAGGCCGGCAACAAGGCUAGCGACAUCAACCUGGCGGAAUGCCAUGGCACAGGCACGGCUCUUGGUGAUCCUAUCGAGGUUGGGGCUCUGAAGAACGUCAUGCACCCCCGCGAAACGACCCUGGCAUUGACCAGCUCGAAGUCCAACAUUGGGCACCUGGAGGGCAGUGCUGGCAUAGCUGGCUUUAUGAAAUGUGUUCUCAUGCUGAUGGCCGGAACAUGUCCGCCAAAUGCACAUCUUUAUCAGUUGAACCCUCACCUGGACGUUAAAGGCUUCCCGUGUCUCUUUGACACAGAGGCAAUCGACCCCGGACUCAACAGCGCAUUGACAGGCGUUUCCUCCUUCGGCUUCGGUGGAACCAAUGGCCGUUGUGACAUCUGGGGGGCAGCCAGGUUUGGGCCAAACAAGUGCGGCAAGGUCAUGGAAGCGGAAGUAGACCAAAUCUACACCUUGUGUCCGGUCACGUUGGGCAAGAUCGACCACUUGACAGGCGAGCCUUUGUCACGGCGUCUCGCCGCAAUGCGCAGGGGAAAGAGGAGAGCUGACGUUCUGCGAGAUGAGCUCGCAAGAUACGAUGUGUCACGGCUUGCUUACGAUGGCGGGUUCCGUUAUCGACAGAACCCGGUCCCGUCACAUGGCGAAGGCGACCUCUUGCAGGACAGAAACAUCUUCAUCUGUGGGUCCUGGACUGGGUUCAAGAUGGAGGAAAUGGACAAAGAUGGAGACAACCUGUUCACCACAGUCAUCACCCUUAGCGAAGAGAGGUAUGACUUGUUCGAGUUGUAUGUGGAUGAGAAGGAAGAGUUCUGCAUUUUCCCGGCUGUUGAUCGUGCUGGGCAGCACAUUGCGACUGAAGGGCCUGGGGUCAACAAGGACCACAACAAAUGGAUCAUUGACGGCCGUGACACAGAGCUUGCUGCAGGAACGGUAUUGCAGAUAACCUUCAACUUCAAUCCAGACCAGAUGGCCGUGACGUGGAAGGAAGUUGGCGAGAAGCGGCGAGUUCUGGCUGCGCCUCGGAAGAGCAGCUACUUCGUCACCGGAACUUGCACAAAGUGGCGGACGGUGGCACUAAAGUGUGCGGACGAAGCGAAUCUACAGGAGUGGUCUGGAGUGCUAAGGAUCGGACAAAGAGGCCGUGAAGACUUUCAGAUUUGGCGGGAUGGCGACCGACUACAGGCCGUCUACCCGUCAGCACCGCAAGCCACCGGAACUGGUGAAGAGGCAUGCGGGCCUGAUGAGUUUGGAAGUGGUCGUUACUUCCAGGUAAGAGGCCGUCCUGGAGAAGAGGUUGAGCUAGCACUCUAUAUCGAGGACGGCAAGGUGACGGUUCGAACGUUCACCGUCGAAUCCAGACGUUCCAGGCAGUGGGAAUCUGUCCGUGGAUGGGCCCGGCAUUCCUACAGCAUUCUGCAGCCAGGAGGAGGACCGGGCAUGCCAAUGACGAUGGAUCCACAGCAGCCUGGUGUCUUCACAUCGUUAGCGGUUGUUGGCCAGGUGUUUGACAAGCAGGCAGGCGCCUUCUGCUUCCAUUUUCAGGUUGCAGUUGAUGGUGACAGUCGCUGGGUCUUUUUUCCAAAAGGUCCUGGAGGGUUGUCCGGCGAGGUCAUCGUUAAUCCGCCACCUUGCCAUGGAAACGGCUCUGACGUUGCAUUCACCAUCUUUAGCCCGGCACCAAACAGGACUUUUGAAAUCAUUCUGGACCUCACAUCCAAGGCACGAUGUUUGGAAUCGGACGGUCAAGCUUGUUGUGCGCUGCAACCUUCGCAAUCGCCAGCGUGUUCUGCCAACGCACAGAGUGUUCGGCUUCUCGAGAAUCAGAAGGUCUUUCUUCUAGAGCUCGGUGCUCCUGCGUGGGACCACCGAGCAUUCAAGAAAAAAGGCGAGGAAGCAUGCGACCGCAUCGACAGAUAUAUAAGCGUUAGCAGCGAAAGCUCUGCAAACAGUUAG